This is a messenger RNA of Trematosphaeria pertusa, 1523 nucleotides long. Its product is annotated as EF-hand. Gene Ontology annotation, biological process: actomyosin structure organization; mitotic cytokinesis. NCBI's taxonomy places the organism in Eukaryota, Fungi, Ascomycota, Dothideomycetes, Pleosporales, Trematosphaeriaceae. Bases 61 to 1035 code for a protein of 324 amino acids. The record is from RefSeq and is a predicted model, not a curated record. Gene Ontology annotation, molecular function: myosin heavy chain binding; cytoskeletal motor regulator activity; calcium ion binding. Gene Ontology annotation, cellular component: myosin II complex; cytoplasm. The transcript is spliced from 2 exons.
AGCUCGCGUUGAUCGAACCUCAAUCCUGCCGCCCCAGACGUGGUAUCGCAACAACAAAUCAUGUCGACGACGCCGACGCCCUACAAGCCCUCCCCGCUCUCGUUCAACAGCCCGCGCACGUCGCCCUUCCGCCGUCCAAACUCCCCACUGACGCACUCGCCCUCCGCCGUCCGCCCGUCUACACCCACGACUUCGCCACUGAAGCCUACGCCAGGCACCCCCUCGCAGACGGCUCUCCGACAGUCCACAACCACCAAUGCCUCGCAAAACCCCCCAGCAUGGAUGAACACGCGCGGCACGACAACAGCGCCCGAAGCGCCUGCCUCACCUACGCGACACGUAUCUACAUCUACACAGCACACAGUGCGGCCCUCGAAUACAGCCUCGCUAGCAGCGCGAUUUGACGGAGCGAGUUCCAGUACCCCGCCGCCCGAACGGCCUGUUGAUCGAGCCCUCGAGCGCCCGGCUGUGCGCCUGGCUCCUGUAACGCGAACAGGCUCCACCGAUGCAUUCUCUAAGAUUCCACCCCCACUGCUGCACAGCAUGCGCGAGUCCUUCAGCGUGCUGGACCGGGACAACAGCGGCAGCGUGAACUCCGCCGACGUAGCCGAUAUGCUAUCGCAGCUCGGUCUUAGCGCCACCCCUUCUACGCUAGCCACGUACUUUCCCAGCGGCUCUCAAUCCAUCAAUCUGGCCACCUACCUGGCCACACUCUCUGAUCUCUUAUCCGGACUGUCGCACCCCAACGAGUUGCACGCUGCUUUCGAAGCCUUUGAUGACGGCGAUGACGGACAAAUUGAUCUAGCGGAGCUGAAAGAUGCUCUCCUACAUACAGCGCCCGAGCCUGGAGAGCGAAAGCUGACAGAGCGCGAGAUAGACAUGGUAGUCGAAGGAUUCAGUGGCAGAAGGGCCUUUGGCAAAGGCGGGAAAGGGCUUGGAAGAGGAGAAGUGUUCAGGUAUCAAGAAUUCGUCGCAAGUGUAACAGGAGGCGGGAGUGGGCCAGAUAACGGCGCUGGGGCUGCCGCACCGGCGUAGAAGGUAGCAAGAAGGGGCCUGAAGCACUUCACGACCUGACAGGCGGUCUGAUACGAUUCCGGAAUACAUGGGAUUGGACGGCGUUUUGGAUCUUGCGGUUACGACGAGCGGAAUAAUGCCAGUGAAUAUUUCGAAUGGAAAUUGAAUCAAGAAGUGUUCCAUGCUACCGUACUAUUGGCGGAAGACUGGUACAUAAUGCCCUCAGAACUUUUUGAAGCCCCAUAGACGUCCGAAAGCUCCCUCCGAAGAUCCCAACCCCUUUGUCGUCGAAAUAUUCCUUUUCCUUCGCCGACGUAUCACUCCUCUUGGCUCAUUUUCAACCCGACCCAUCCGCGCUUUCUAUCCCGUCCAGAAACUCACUCCAACUCGACCACUCCUCCUUGUCCUCCUCCGCAUUCUUCUCACCCUCCUCCUCCAGAACAUCCACAACCCCCUCCCUCACCUCGCAAACCCGCAGAGCCCGCACAUACUCCCGUCUCUUCUUCAUU